AUGAUCAAAGUCUUCUCUUCCAUUCGUUCAACGUAUCGCGCUGUCAGUGUGGCGAUUGAUGGCGAAAACAUUUCCAAUGACAUGCGACGCAGUCUUGAGCUUGUACGCACGUGUAACCAAGACUUACAGGAGCUCAUUAGGCUCCGCAACGAUCAUCUUCGUUUGCUUGAGAAACAACCACAGAUACUUGAGCGUCUCAACUCCAUCAUCGAAAAAGUACACAAUGGACUACUCGACGCUUCUCGUAUUGUGGAAAAAUAUCGACCAGAGCUUCAUUCUGGUAAAAAGACACUUCAAUCUCAGAUAGCAUGGGCGCAUCGAGACUCUCAAGAAUUUCAGGCCAUGGGACCUACCAUGAGCCAGCACAAUGCAACAAUUCUAGCAGAGAUUAGCUUCCUCAGAAGUCUAACCAUCAUCACCACACAAACCAAGGCAGAGGAAGCCAAGGAGAUUGAGAUUCUUGGCUCAGAUGACAAGACACUAUUUAAUAACCUGGAGCUUCUAGAAGACUUUAUGGGCGAUGUAUCAGGUUCUCGAGAUUUACCUCCUGCAUCACCAGCAGCACCGCCACCGCUGCCUGCUGUUCAAGUCAAUGCAAGGGCAAGCAUGCCCAAUCUUCUGAUCAAUCAGGAAUAUUGUGACCUACCGGAGCCUGUUAUUCCAAACAUCAUUCCUCAUCAGCAACCAAUCACCAGUCUAUUAGCAUCUGAACAAGCAUCAACUCUCCGGACGCUAAGUGGGCAGACACUCGAAGAUGGCAACCAGCGCAACAGCCGGGUUGUCUUGAAUCAGGCCGAUCACUCCGGAUUAUCUCUCUUAUUUGGCGAUGAGUUGGAUCUAAGCUUUGACUUAUCGACUAAGAUUCACCCUCAACACACUCGAGCACAGUCAAGCGACUCGAUGCAUAAGUCCUCCAUACCAUCAUUUUCACCAUCCUCGACAAACGGAGGGACUGUUGAUUCCACUCCGUUGACAAGAUACUCUCUUACCUCUCAGCCAUCUACUUUGUCUGUAAGCUCUAUCGGGACAUUCAAUCCGCAGAGCCCGGAGCCUUCUACGAGUCGGUCGCAUUUAUUUUCACUCCCACCAACACCACCCACCAAUACAACAUCACAGUUGGCUUCAUUAUCCGCAACAGCCUCAUCAUCAGAAACUCAACAAGACGCCCGGUCAAGGCCGCGAACAUUGUCAUUUGCAGAACGCUAUGCGAAUUUGGCCGAAGACUCAGGCCAGGAAGGUCGGCGGUACCGUCCAUGGCGACCUUACAAAAAUGGGGAUAUCUAUGAGCUACAGGGAUCGGAAAUAUCUCCAGAGGAGCAUCCAUUUGCUCAAUCCACCACUUCACUAUCACAUAGAUCAACUACUUAG
Trichoderma harzianum CBS 226.95 is the source of this 1368-nucleotide messenger RNA. RefSeq lists its product as hypothetical. The record is from RefSeq and is a predicted model, not a curated record. NCBI's taxonomy places the organism in Eukaryota, Fungi, Ascomycota, Sordariomycetes, Hypocreales, Hypocreaceae. Bases 1 to 1368 code for a protein of 455 amino acids. The transcript is spliced from 2 exons.